Messenger RNA from Diuraphis noxia (Russian wheat aphid), 1022 nucleotides. RefSeq names its product MORN repeat-containing protein 4 homolog. Gene Ontology annotation, biological process: response to axon injury. The record is from RefSeq and is a predicted model, not a curated record. NCBI's taxonomy places the organism in Eukaryota, Metazoa, Arthropoda, Insecta, Hemiptera, Aphididae. Gene Ontology annotation, cellular component: cell projection.
AUGGUUAAUGACAGAUUUAUUACAAGGGUUACUAAAUUUGGAGCUUAUGUGUAUGAGGAUGGAACAAAAUACAUUGGAGACUGGAACGAUCGAGGUCGAAAACACGGCUUGGGCCACGUCCAGUUUAAAGACAAUACACGAUAUGAAGGAGGAUUCAGUAAUGGACUUUGCUCGGGUCUUGGAGUUCUCCAGUAUCCGGAUGGAGCGAGGUACGAAGGAGAAUUCAUGGAAGGAUGGUUUCAUGGUCACGGCAUGUUUUGGAGGGCUGAUGGCAUGAAGUACGAAGGGCAAUUUCGAGGUGGUCGUAUCUGGGGAUUAGGAUUAGUAACAUUUAAGGACGGAUCCCACGGACUUCCGAGACACGAAGGAUUUUUCAAAGAUUGCAAAUUUGUACAAAAGAAAAAAUGUCCGUCAGUCGUUACAGAUGCACAACGAGCAGCAUUGAUGGCAAGAAUACAAACUGAACAAACAUAAUUUUUUAAUACAAUUUAGUGUAAAGAAUAAAAAAAAUAUAUAUAUAAUUCUUGAUAAAUAAUUUAAUAGAAAUGGGAUUUUUUUUUUUAUCUCGAAUGAUUUUGUAAUUCUUAAUAGUUGUAAUGUUAAAAUGACGCCAUAUGUACAUGGGUUGUCUUCGAAAUAAAACGUAUACAACAUACCAAAUUUUACGUCCACAAUAAUUAUUGUACCCUGUUAUUUUUAAUAAUAUUUCAAAUUAGAGUGAAUUAAGCUAUCUAAACCUUUAAAAAAAUAUAAAGGUUAGAUUGCCAUCUUGAGCAUCUCUGUGGAUUUUAUUGAUAUUUUAAUUACAAAGUAAAUUGUAAGCAUUUUAAAUCUAUAAUUUUUAUAYAACUCUUAAAAUGGUCAUCGAAAUUAGCUUCAAAAUUAAAAUAUCAAUAWAAGCCUCCAAUAUGCAUUAUAAUCUUACUGAUAGGAAAAAUAUAGUCAUCCAUCGACUAUCAAUAUGACACUCGCAGAUUGAUUGAUUUUUUAGUUGGCUUACUUAUUUAUUUUUAUUUUGUAUU